Prorocentrum cordatum is the source of this 450-nucleotide messenger RNA. Lineage: Eukaryota; Dinophyceae; Prorocentrales; Prorocentraceae. The record is from the annotation of a GenBank genome assembly.
AUGGCGCCUACGAGUGACCGCAAGCCCAAGAGACGCAGCACCAACAAGCGUAAGUUCGUGCAGGCGAUCUCCAAGAAGAUGAAGCUCGAUUUCAAAACGACUCUCGAAUUCGUGAACACCUACUCAGAUCAGGUGCUGACUGACAUCCGCGAGACGGGCGCGGGCUUGAUCCCAAAUAUCGGCUCGGUCGGGUACAAUCUACGCGUGCCCAAGUCGCGCGUGGACAAGAUGGAUGCCCUCACGCUGGCGAAUGGCGGCUCGACGGGCAACUUCAAGAAGACCUACCUCAAGCUCGCAUUCAAGCAGGCGGUGCGCGAGGAGCACGAGAAGAUCGUCGACCAGAAUACCUGGAACAAGCUGAGUCCCUGCCCGUCGGUCGACACGGAGCCGAUUGACCAGGCGGCCCCAGCCAAGGAGACUGCGCCCGUGAUAGCGUUGGCAUCGUCAUAG